AUGGCAGCUCCACUACCCAAGAAGGCUCUCUCAGGCCACUGCUCCGUCGUUGACAACAACACUCUAUACGUCCUGUCGCCCGACUCGUUCCAGGCUCUACCGCUGGUUGAGAAUGCCACAUGGACCUCAAUGGAUAUGGGCAAACCCGUUGCUGGCCACUCAUGCCUCCGCGCAGUACCCAAUGGAGACGAGUCACAAGCUGCACUAUACGUAGUCGGCGGCACAUCAGAUGACGACUCAUAUGGAGGACUACAGCGUUAUACAUUCUCCAACAAGUCUUGGGAGACACUCGACCUGCCCACAGAAGAUAUGAAGGGACGUACAAAUCAUGGUGUAGCAUAUCUGAACGACUCGUCGUCCAUCCUUGUAUAUGCCGGUUCACGAAUCGGUGCCGACUUGUCGUCGCAAACUUUUGUCAUCUCAACUGAACAACCCUUCAACAUUGAAUCAUUUACCUCGCAAGCUCCUACCGUCUCGGAUCCUAUCCUACUACCGUGGGACGACAGCUCCGCUGUUCUCGCAGGAGGCUCUCAAACUAACACUGCCAUCUGGACUUUCAGCAAGAGUAGCAGUUGGACCAGACUGGACACUAACCUCACCUCAGCACUGCCCGAUGGCGCAAGAGGCGCACUGCUGACUGGUAGCGAUGGUAGCAAGGUUCUCACAGUUUACGACGCGAACGCUACACCGAAUGAGGUUACACAGCUUGUAUUGUUAGGUGCCAAUGGUCAGCCCGCGAGCACCGGUCAGACUGUUGGUAAUGAAACCACCAAAUCAUCUUCGAACAAACGUAAGCGCGACUUGACCCUGGAUGACUGGCCCGCAUACAACAGUAGUUCAGCGCCAUCGGUGAAGAGAUCGGAUUACUCAGUCGCACAAAACGACCAAGGUACUCUUGCUGUUAUCAGCGGAGGAAACGACGACACUCCUGUCAAUGUCUUCAACCAAACCAGCAACUCAUGGGUCGACAACCAGGUCUUGUUUGGUGGUCAAGUGCCUUUGGCCACAACAUCAGCCUCGAGCUCAUCUGCCCUUCCUACUUCGACUGGUGCGCAUGCCUCAGCGACAUCAUCUGCUGACGCGAAACCCAAAGACCACCACGACUCUGGCGCCCACACACGCAAGGUCCUCGGCAUCACGUUGGGUCUUCUGCUUGGUCUUCUCGCGGUACUGGUCAUUGCACUUCUCCUUGUAAGACGUCACAAGCAAAAGAAGAUGAAGACUCCAGGUGGCGACGAGAAGGCGGAUAGAAUGAGUUUCCAGGACAGAGGUGCUUCUUUCAUGAAAGAGGCUGGUGGCACAGUGAGCGAAGCUCCACCACAGUUGCCCAAGCCCGUCAUCGGUUCACACGAUCCUCGCAGCUCGUUCGCUAUCCUGGCCGGAAAGCUUGGAGCCGAUCGUUUCAGCCAACGUUUCAGCAAGUACAGUGCAUCUGAAAAGACACCGGUGAAUAGCAGCACCAACCCAUAUGCCGACUUGCAAUCUCCCAAGGCUGCAUAUGGCCACCAGGCUAACGACUCAUCAAGCUCAUUGGCCAUCAUUUCUGGCAAGUACGGAAACAAGCACAGCAGAAGCAAUGGCGAGAAGGGCAGUUUUGAGAGCACAGCCAAACUCGUGCGAUCACCCACCAGUCCGGGAAGCUUCGACGAUCACAUGGAAAUGGAGUCUUUGGAUGGCCAGACGCCCAAGUUGGCCUCUGCUCGUGGUCCUCCACCUGCAAUGUCGUCCCUUAGAGUUGUGCAAAACCAGAACAGAGACGAAGAUAUGCAGACCAAGCGCAGCUCUGGCUGGUCAAGGUACUUUGCAAACCAGACCGAUGGUGGCGCAUAUGACCCUGCUGCACAGAGCUCGCCGAGCAUGAAUUCAUCGGUCACUGCGUCGCCCAACUUGAGUGUUUCUGACUACACACCGUCGCUUCGUAACCCCUCUGCCAUGGUGGCACCUCUUGAUGUAGAGCCUAAGGUGCACUUACAUCCAGCAGAUGCCGCCCAGCACCGCCUAUCUGCUGUAGGUAUGGGUAGACCCAGCUUCAGUCACAGCGUUGAGGACUUCUCUGCUAGAGGUGCCAGCUUCGACAUGGUUGAGGGUCAACGUGCCGACUUCCACACCGGUCAGAGUCUGGAGAGCCAAGGCUAUCUUGAUGGCAACCGUGAGUCGUUUGCAUCUUCUAGACGUCACUCUGGCAGUAGUAUAGCCUCCUCACAGUUCUUCGCUCACGGCGAUGAAUGGACACCAGUCCACGGUGACGCAACAAUCGCAACUGCCCACGCCACCCACACCGCUCAAGCUGUGAACAGGAAAGCACCAAACUCUCCCGCAGUGAAUGAAGUACACAUCCCUCCCUCACCCGCUGUUUCCGCCUCCGCCUUCCCCCGCCCUCCAUCAAGUACCUACACCGCAGAUGUGGAUCGUGACAGCCGCAUGCACGGCUUUGAAGCACCNAAUGUGCUUGGCCGCGCUUUGAGUCCUCCAGCCGCAGUCGCCAUUCCUGGACCCGCCGCACGCGGCAACAGCGGCGGCGGUUUCUUCCCUGGCAGCGGCACACGCGCCAUGCACGACCGUCCCAACCCCGCCCUCGCCGGCCAAGCCCGCAAACUCGGUGCUCUGCACCCAGGCACCCUCGCCGCUCUACGUUUCACACCCGACCGCGAAGCACCCAAGCCNCCCGCACAAGCCGGUCUCGGCAUCCACGCUCCCGCCGACGAGGCAAACAGAGAUUCCUCUGCUACCAUCUGGCCUUCAGCUACUGAAGCCAUGACACAACGAGACCGCGAAGAAGCGUUUAGACAACGACUUCAGGCUGAGCGACAGAUGAAGCUGCAGCAGGACGCAGCACCCAGGAAAACACAAGCUAGUGAUAUCAGUUGGGUGGAUAUUGGACAGGACUAG
This is a messenger RNA of Aureobasidium musti, 2889 nucleotides long. The record is from the annotation of a GenBank genome assembly. Lineage: Eukaryota; Fungi; Ascomycota; Dothideomycetes; Dothideales; Saccotheciaceae.